AAUAACGAUUGCGCGUUCUUUGGAAUCUGCGCGUUCGCCCGUAUGCAGCACCAACCGGGGACCUCGUGCUCUGAUCGGUAUAAAUAUUGUACGAUGCACCACUAAUGCCAUCAGUUGAAUCACAGAGUUCUAGCAGUUCAGGCGAGUAAUAUUAGAAAAUUUUGAAAGAUUUCAAACACAAAAUGUUCAAGAUCUGUACCCUGGUUGCCUGUUUGCUCAUCGUUGUAUCGGGCGAGUACUACGUGGAAGAGGGACAACAUGAACUAGUAGAACAUGACGCUUAUCCGAAGUAUAAAUACGAAUACGGAGUUGAAGAUCCCCACACUGGCGAUCACAAGAGUCAAUGGGAACAUCGGGACGGUGAUGUUGUCGUUGGUUCGUACUCUUUGGCCGAUGCUGACGGCACGCAUCGAGUGGUAACGUACAACUCCGACGAUCACAAUGGGUUCCAGGCUCACGUACAGCGAGUAGGACAUGCACAGCACCCACACGGUGAAAGUUAUUCCAAUAUUGAACAGCAUCAUUAGGAUGCAGAAGUGUUUGAGCGAGGGGGAAAUUGUUAAUAAAAGUUCUUCGAUCACUCGAAUCGGCUGGAAACAUUUUAGAAAUGUAAUUUAAUCUAGGUCUAAUGACCAUACGUAUGUAACCUGCAGGAAGUGUGAAAUAUGCACUGCUAUAGAGAACUGAUGAAAUUAUUGUUGAGAUGCAAAUCUGUUUCGGAUUGUUAGUUUCGACUAUUACGAAAAUGGGGUAAUUUCUAGAUUGUAGAACGAAUACAAUGGGUUGUUCUUGAGAGUUAAGGCGAUCUUGUGAAAGAGUUACUGUUUGGAUACAAACUAUAGAUAGCAAAUGCUUUCUCAGUGAUUGUACUGUGA
Malaya genurostris is the source of this 875-nucleotide messenger RNA. Its product is annotated as cuticle protein 19-like. The transcript is spliced from 2 exons. Bases 183 to 527 code for a protein of 114 amino acids. The record is from RefSeq and is a predicted model, not a curated record. Lineage: Eukaryota; Metazoa; Arthropoda; Insecta; Diptera; Culicidae. Gene Ontology annotation, cellular component: extracellular matrix.